AUGGUGUCCUUUUUCUCCUCUCUCACAUCUUCAUCUACCCCUUCAUCCUCUUCGACCCCGGCUGAGCCCUCAGUAGCAUCCUAUCAGUAUCCAUCCGGUCAACUAGGUCAUCUCACUUCAAAUCAACAAGCUACUUUUGAGCAAUUUAAGAAAGUAGUCUCUGAUAGGGGAUUAUACGUUGCAAUCAAAGAUGGCGGAGACCGACCGAGUCAUGACGACGCUACUUUAUUACGGUUCUUGCGUGCACGAAAGUUUCAGGUCGAACCUGCUUUUCAACAUUUCUCGUCGACAGAAAAAUGGAGAAAGCAAAAUAAGCUAUUGGAGCUGUUUGAUGAGAUAGACAUUGACGAGUAUGAACACGCCAGAAAAUUGUACCCACAAUGGAUAGGGACGAGAGACAAAAACGGAGCGCCAGUCUCGAUAUAUCAGAUAAGAGGUGUCAAUAUGGAAUCUGUCUCUGCAUACGAGAACAGUGCGACCUUGAAAGGAGUGGAUACAAACGGGUGCACUGCUCCACCUAAAAUGCUUCGUCUCUUUGCUCUAUACGAGUUCUUCACAAGAACUGUAACACCAUGGUGCGCUUCCCAGACGGACCGACCUUAUUUCCCUACUCCAAUGACUCAAGGAACCAACAUUAUCGAUAUUAGCGGCAUGGGCUUGAAACAGUUUUGGGAUCUAAAGAGUCAUUUACAGGAUAGUAGUAGACUAGCUACGGAGAAUUAUCCGGAAACUCUGAUGAAUGUCAUUGUCAUCGGCGCUCCUUCUUUUUUCUCAACAAUCUACUCUGGUAUCAAACGAUUCAUCGAUCCAGGAGUAAUAGCCAAAAUGCAUAUUGCCCCUUCUUCCGCCAGUGAAAUCACCAAAAUGCUUCAUACGUUGAUUGAACCCUCGGCGAUACCGAAGCAAUAUGGCGGUACGCUCGAUUGGGAUUUCGGAGACAUGCCAGUAUUCGAUCAAGCUUCAUUGAAGAAUCUCGAAUGGGGAGAAGGGGCUGUGAAGGGUAAAGAUGGUAAAUUCACCAUGCCAAUUGGUCCAGUUAGGUGGGAAGAGGCUGAAGAUGGAGGAAUGAGGAUGAUAGCAGUUGGUAAAAGAAAUGGAGUCAAAAGGAAAGUAGUCGUUGCGAAAUACGCUAGAAAUUAUAGAGAAGUUUUCUAUCCUGUAGCUUCAUCCAAACAACCAUCAGAGCCAAAUGAUAAGUCAACUGCAGCAUAA
This is a messenger RNA of Kwoniella shivajii, 1212 nucleotides long. RefSeq lists its product as uncharacterized. Bases 1 to 1212 code for a protein of 403 amino acids. The record is from RefSeq and is a predicted model, not a curated record. The transcript is spliced from 5 exons. NCBI's taxonomy places the organism in Eukaryota, Fungi, Basidiomycota, Tremellomycetes, Tremellales, Cryptococcaceae.